Messenger RNA from Linum tenue, 2242 nucleotides. Lineage: Eukaryota; Viridiplantae; Streptophyta; Magnoliopsida; Malpighiales; Linaceae. The record is from the annotation of a GenBank genome assembly.
CGAAUCUUUAAAUUCCCCUGCCUUGUCGACUCUUUCGACAAUGUCGCUCUUGUAAACUCCGUUCUUUCAACCUUGAAAGGCCUCCAUAGUCCCUUCUUCGGACUUUUCGAUCGCAACUCUCCGACCACAUAGAAAAUUCCGUCCCGUUCUUGGAUUCCUAAUUAACCUUUAUAGUUCUUGAUCCAAACCAACAUCGCGUCUUUUUUAUUUGCCCCAGCGAAACACAAUGGCGGCGGCUAGCGAGUCUGUGCUUCUCAGAUUUGGAAACGAAGUCGCAAAGCAGCCCACCCUUUUUUCUGGUCCGAUGAAGAGUCGGUUCUUGGGUGUUCCAGUUACCAGCGGCGCUAUUUCUUGGGCUGGAAGGAAGCGACAAGUGGAUUCUAGGUUGAGGUUAGCUGGAGUUCGGGCAGUGGCGGAGGCAGCUAGAGUUCAGAGCUUGAGUGGGCAGGAGCCGAAUUUCGGGAUGGCAAUUGACACAGUGGCGGAGGAGGUGCUGAGGGGAGAAGGGUUUUCAGGGAUGAGGAAGACGAAGCUGGUGUGCACGAUAGGGCCAGCAUGUUGCUCGUUGCUGGAAUUGGAGCGAUUGGCGGCGGGUGGGAUGAAUGUGGCACGCCUGAAUAUGUGCCAUAACAGCAGAGACUGGCAUCGGGAUGUGAUUGCCAAGAUCAAGAAGUUGAACGAACAAAAGGGGUUUUCUGUCUCGGUGAUGAUUGACACCGAAGGGAGCCAGAUUCAUGUUGUGGAUCAUGGAGCUCCUUCCUCUCUCAAAGCUGAGGAAGGCUCAGUUUGGGUAUUUACCAGCCAGAAGUUUGAAGGCUCCCGUCCCUUUACAGUCAGAGCAAAUUUUGAAGGGUUCUCUCAAGGAAUUAUGGUUGGUGAUGAACUUGUUAUUGAUGGUGGAAUGGCAAGCUUUGUGGUUGUUGAGAAAAUGGGAGAUGACCUACGCUGCAAGUGCACUGAUCCAGGUCUCCUCUUGCCUCGCGCCAAAAUGAGCUUCUGGAGAAAUGGCAAGCUUUCCUACCACGGCCUGCCAACUUUGUCUAAAAAGGACUGGGAAGACAUUGAUUUUGGAGUCUCUGAAGGUAUAGAUUUCAUUGCGGUGUCAUUUGUUAGUGAUGCCGAUUCUAUCAAGCAACUAAAGAACUAUCUCUCUACCAGCUCAUCCAACAGAUCGGUGAAAGUGUUGGCAAAGGUCGAGACCCUGGAAUCUCUUCAAAAUUUGGAAGAAAUCGUAGAGGCAUCAGAUGGAAUCAUGGUGGCUCGUGGAGACCUAGGGGUUGAGGUUCCAAUUGAACAGAUUCCGACAGUCCAGGAAGAGAUAACUCGCAUAUGUAGGCAGCUAAACAAACCAGUCAUUAUAGCUUCUCAACUUUUGGAAUCAAUGAUCGAAUAUCCAACCCCGACACGAGCCGAGGUUGCUGACGUUACCGAAGUAGUGAGACAGUAUGCGGAUGCACUGAUGUUAUCUGGUGAAUCCGCCAUUGGCUCAAAUGGUCAAAAGGCAGUGUCGGUCUUAAAGAUGGUGAGUAGCCGGAUGGAGCUGUGGACCCGUGAGGAACAUCAACAAGCUUCUGCUCUCUAUUCCUAUAAAAAACUUGGAGCUUCAUUGGCAGACCGAAUUGCGGAAGCAAUAUGCAACUCUGCUGUUGAAAUGGCUAAUAACCUUGGGGUGGAUGCCAUAUUUGUGUACACAAAGCACGGAGAGAUGGCAUCACUGCUGUCUCGGAACCGACCAAAUCCUCCAAUAUUUGCAUUCACCAACGACCGCAGUGUCAGGAUGGGCUUGAAUUUGCAGUGGGGGGUCAUCCCAGUUCUUGUUGAUAAUUUAUCAGAAGACAUGGAAGCCAACGUCUUGAAAACCACUCAACUACUGAAAACAAAGGGGAUGGUGAAACGAGGAUGUUCCGUUCUUGUAGUCUCUGAUAUAUUUUCUACCUCUGCAACUCCCAAUGCCUUCCAGUCCAUCAAGAUGAUCACCAUUUCUUAAUGAAGUUGCAGUUUAUGGUUUGGUGGAAUAGCUUUGACUGGCAGCAGGAAGAGAUAUGCUGCCUGCUGGUGUUGUUGUGAAACUGCUUUCGUUUCCUUUUAGGAUUUCUUAUGUCUUGUAACUGAAAUUGUUGGAAUUAUUUUGAAAAUUGCUUAGCUGCAUCCAUAUUGAUAUUGCAUUUUCAAUUACGAGAUGAUAUGGAGAUGUGAGAUUAAUGACUUAGAUUGCACAAAUUAUUUUGAUGACAAUAAGAAC